Phialemonium atrogriseum is the source of this 1857-nucleotide messenger RNA. Its product is annotated as Coproporphyrinogen III oxidase. The transcript is spliced from 2 exons. NCBI's taxonomy places the organism in Eukaryota, Fungi, Ascomycota, Sordariomycetes, Cephalothecales, Cephalothecaceae. Gene Ontology annotation, molecular function: coproporphyrinogen oxidase activity. The coding region runs from base 407 to 1654 and encodes 415 amino acids. The record is from RefSeq and is a predicted model, not a curated record. Gene Ontology annotation, cellular component: cytoplasm.
ACUCUUGGUCGGUACUGUCCUGUCAGGCCGUCCGAGAAUCCGCAAUGGCUCGACCAAGGGGUUCUUAUGAACCUCGGGAGACAAAUAUGAAAGUCAUUCCACUGGGCUGACCAUUUGCAGUCUUGCGACCUUUCUCCGGCGUUGUCGACCGGGAGUCGCCUGGUCAGACCCGCCCGCCCUGGCGGGUACCCUAGCGCCAAACCUACUCCGAGUUGCCGUUUCAAUGAUCCAGAAUUUCGGAACAUUCGAUUCUGGCAACAUAACCUGGACUUCGCAAUGGCGAUUCCUAAGAAGUGGCCUCAUGUCUGCACAACGAGAUAGUAUCGACUGAUCAUCCUUUUAGCUUAGUCUUUUAUGGUUUCCCUCGGAGCUUCCCACUGCGACUAUUUAUAGACUCGUGUCCAAAAUGGCCUCCCGGCGUUUGGUUCCUCGACUGUUCGCUCAGUGCAAGUCGCAAGGCCAAUUGACCAGCUUAAGAGUCUCAACCCUCUCUCCUUCAACUCGGCGUGGAUUUAGCGCCUCUUCGAGCUCCGGGUUCUCGUCUCGGAGCAGUCGUGCAUCCCUUGGACCCUUGCGCUGGACCGCCGCUCUCAUCGCUGUGGCCUCUCCCUUGCUGUACAUGAUGGCUGUCGAGAAACCCCUCCAACUUGACUCUCCCACGCUCGCCGAACGCGACGUUCAGCUGAAGCGCGAGCGGCCUGUGACUGACUACUCGCCCAUGCGCCUGCGCAUGGAAAAGUUCGUCAAGGAGCAGCAGCAAGAGAUCGUGCGAGCCCUUGAGAAAGCGGACGGGACAGAAUUCCGUCAAGACGAGUGGCAGCGCCCGGAAGGCGGUGGCGGCAUUACCUGCGUGCUGCAAGAUGGGAAGGUUUUCGAGAAGGCUGGAGUGGGCGUCAGCGUCGUCUACGGCACCCUUCCGAAGCCGGCGAUCAUGAAGAUGCGCGUGAACCACAAGAACCUGGUGGAGGGCACCGAAAUCCCUGACAGCCUGGAGUUCUUUGCCGCGGGGCUCAGCCUGAUCGUCCAUCCUCGCAACCCCAUGGCGCCCACCGUCCAUUUGAACUAUCGAUACUUCGAGACGGCAGGGCCGGACGGAUCUCCCGGGGCCUGGUGGUUUGGUGGUGGCUCUGACCUGACUCCGAGCUACCUCUUCGAGGAGGAUGCCACCAACUUCCACAAGGCCUUGAAGGACGUCUGUGAUGCACACGACGCGACAUACUACUCCAAGUUCAAGAAAUGGUGCGACGAGUACUUCUACAACAAGCACCGGGGCGAGAGCAGAGGGGUCGGUGGCAUCUUCUUUGAUGACCUGGACGAGACUGUUGCCGACAAAGAGAAGAGCUUUGCCUUCAUCCAGGAUGCUCUCAAGUCCUUCCUCCCAUCGUAUCUCCCAAUUGUGGAGAAACGGAAGGAUAUGUCAUUUACCCCCCAAGAAAAGGAAUGGCAGCAGAUCCGGAGAGGAAAGUAUGUCGAGUUCAAUUUGGUCCACGACCGCGGCACUGCGUUCGGUCUGACCACACCUGGCGCCAGGGUUGAGAGUAUUCUAAUGAGCUUGCCGUUGACGGCAAGCUGGAAGUACAUGUAUGAACCAGAACCGGGUAGCAGAGAACAGCGUCUCGUAGACGUUCUCAAGACCCCGAGGGAAUGGGUAUGAGCGCGAUGGAUGGAGUGGCGGCUCCUUUGUACAAACAUACCUAACUAUCACUUCGGAUGUACUCUAUAAUACUGGGACAACUUGGCUAUUGGAAUCUGGAGAACAAUCAUAAAAAGUCGAGGUGUUUCAAAUGCCCGAGUUGUAUACAGUUUCUAAGGUAUUGGUUGAUGAGAAAAUGACAAAGUUUUUCUAAGUCAUAGGUU